CCCCGCGCCGGGCUUGGGAGCUCCAGACGCCCGGACGGAGCCUCCUGGGAGGUGUCACGUCCCUGCGCUGCGGAUGCCCCCGGGAGCUCUGUGCGGUCCCGGAGUGGGCCUUUGUCAUCCACGUAGGCACCGUCCGGUACUCACUGUUCUGGGCGUGUUGUGGCCAUUGAACCGUUUACCGACCAGACGCGGGCCCUAGAGACAGUGGAGAAAGCCUGGACGCAUGUGCUGUGCCGCCCUGGCCCACCCCACUCCGGCUGUCGUGGGGAGCCGCUGUGCAGUGCCCGCGACUAUUAGGCAGAGCCCUAUGAGGUUGCUGUUUGAGGUCAGACGUGGUCAGACAUUGGGAAUUUCACAUGGAUCAGCCAGCAGGGGUGUUCAGUUCCGUGCUAGUUCCUUCCCUUGAGGAAACCACAGGGCCACUGCAUUAAAGGGAACACUCAGAACACAUGCUUGCUCACUUCCGACAGAGAAAAACAAAAGGUGACUGUGCGCAUUCGAAGAAAACGCCGGCGAAGAGGAAGGGCGCGGCUGUCGAUGCGCCUGACCAGGAGGAGAGUCCGGUAGCUGCGGCCGAGGCUGCCGGACUCCUGGGAGGCUGGGCCGUUGGCAAGAACGCGUCGUGCAGCGACACCCCUGAUGGCGCAGGAGCCCCUCAGCUGCAGGAGCCCGGUGGAGCGGGGACGCCGCAGAAGCUGGAAGACGAUGGUCCGGAGCAGCCUAGGGUGAUGACGAAGGAGCUGGAGCUGGAAGUGCUGCGCCUGAGCCUGAGCGACAUGCACACGGCGCGGCUGGAGCUGACGCAGGCGCACCUGCAGCGCGAGAAGGAGGCGGCGCUGGCCGAGCUGCGUGCCGAGCUCACCGGGCGGCACGCGCAGGAGCGGGCCCUGCUGCAGAGCCGCGCGUGCAGGGAGCUGGAGCUGGUCCGGGAGGAGGCAGCUGACCUGAAGGAGAAGCUACAAUCAGAAAUGGAGAAAAAUGCCCAGAUGAUAGAGACCCUGAAGCAAGACUGGGAAUCCGAGAGAGACUUGAGCUUAGAAAACCUACGCCGAGAAUUAUCGGAAAGGCAUCGGUCAGAACUGGAGAAUUUACAAAACCAGUUUAAGAAAGAAUUGGCAGAACAGAAGGCUGAGUUGGAGAAGGUUUUUCAAGACAAAAAUCAGGCUGAAUUUUCCCUUCAGACUCAGGAGGCUCAGCAUGAGGCGGCCCUGAGCAAGUUACGCGCGGACCUGCAGUUGGAACACUGCCAGUACGUGGAAGACCUGGAGCUGAAAUUCAGAGAAAAGGAAAAGGAAAAGCAGCUUGAGUUGGAGAACCUGCGCGCCUCGUACACGGAGCUGCAGGCCCAGUCACAGGAGGAGAUCCGGCGCCUGGGGGCCCAGCUGGAGUCUGCAAGGUCCAGCAGGCAGGAGCCGAGUGAGUUACCCGAGCAGCUCCUGGCCCGAGCGUCUCACGUGGAGGGGCUAGAAUACCUGACGCAGGCCUUAGAGCAGCAGCAGCAGGAGAGAACCAGGCACGAGGCUCAACUGGAACAGCUGAGAAUCUCUUCUGAAGAGAAGUUGAGGGAGGCUGAGAGGGGCCACCAGGAGGACCUGACCCUGUUACAGCAGCAGCUGCAGGGCGGGAAGGACAGCUCCCCGCCGGAGGCUGUGGGAAUCAGUGCCUGUUCAGAAGAGACGCCUGAAGAAGAAGGAAGAGACCGUCUUGAUCAACUUGGCCUUCAGCUGGAGCAGCACGAGGAGAGCCUGGGGUUGCGCACACAGCUAGAAGGAAACCACCAGCGCCAACUAGCAGCGGGGAAGUCCUCCCAGGAAGUCCAGCAGGAGGCGGGCCUCGCAGGGACCCAGGUGUUGGAAGAGGAGCAGCAUGUGUGGCCUUCGGAAGAGCCCGGCCCAGAGCUCUCCCGGGUGCCCCUCCUGUGUGCACACAGCACGGCCUUGGAGGUGGCAGCCGGAGACUUGGGUCUGGAAACCAUGCACAAGGCUCAUCUCCUGCUUCUUCUGACGGAGCUCAAGGAAGAAAUCGACCUCUUAAAAGUAGAAAAUAGAAAUUUACACGAGAAAUUGCAGCACGAAAUCCGCCUAAAAGAGGACUUGGAGCAAGUGAAAUGUACUUUAGUGGAAGCCCACCAGGAAGCACUGAAGAGCGCUAAGGAGAAGCUUGAGCUAAUGAGACGAGGCGAGAGAGAGGCCGAGUGGGAAGUCACGAGUGAGGACCCGAGGAGAGGGGCUGAAGAGAGGCCGAUGCAGCUGCUCCUCGAGCUGCGGGAGCAGGCCGAGUCCGAGAAGCUGUCCAUGAUGCACAGGUUUGAGCUUCGAGAAGCCGAAAUGAGGCAGCUGCAGGACCAGCAGGCAGCCCAGAUCCUGGACCUGGAGGGGUCGCUGAUGGAGCAGCAGGGCCGCCUGAGGCAGCUGGAACUGGGGCUCUCGGGGGACGAGUCUCUGCAGUGCAGCCAGUGUGGCCGGGAGCUGGGCGGUGGUCUGGCCCCCACGGACCGGGACCACCUGAAGGAGGACUGUGCUCUCCAGCUGCAGCUGGCCCAGAGCAGGUUUUUAGAAGAACGUCGAGAAAUCACAGAGAAAUUUGCUGCAGAGCAAGACACCUUCCUGCGGGAGGCCCGGGAGAAGCACGCCCGCGAGCUCCAGCUGCUCCAGGAGAGUCACCGGCAGCACGUCCUGUCCUUGACGGCGGAGCUGGAGACCCGGCACCAGGCUGAGGUGGACGCGCUGAGGGCUUCUUUGGAGCGAGAGUGGUGGGCUCUCUCAGAAGCCCGCGUGGCUGAGCUGCAGACAAAACACGCUGCGGAAAUCACUGCUUUGGAGACCAGACACGCGUCACGCCUGGACGCUUUGGAGUCGCGUUACCUGUCUGAGAUGCAGACCUUGCUGGGCCUGGAGGAGCAGCUACAGAAAGAGGAUGUUUCUCACCACAUGGUCUUGACUUGGGUGUUAGAGAAGCUGAAGCUGAAACACGAUGAAGAGCCCCAGUCCACAGAGGACGGCCUGAGAGCGGGAGAGAACACAGAGCACGUGGAGGGUGUGAGAGCCUCCUGGCUGCGCGGAGCUCGCCAGCAGGGCGCUGCGGUUCCUGCGGAGCUGGAAGAGGAGGAGAAGCAGCAGCUCUGCUGUCGGGAGGAGAUUGAGCUGCUGAAGUGUCGGUCGGAGGCGCUGCUGGAGCAGCACAUCACACAGUUAAAGGGUGAAUUUGAAAGUGAAAAGAAAGCUGCUUUGCAUGAAAAAGAGGCGAUACAUAAACUUGAGCGAGAGCAGGCACAGUCUCUUUACCAAAAAGAGAAAGAGUCUCUGUCUCUGCAGCUUCGGGAGAAGAAUAACCAAAUUCUGCAGCUAAAAGACCAGAUUUUAUCCUUAAGUCGUGAGAUAGAAGAGCGCCAUUCCGAACUGGAGAGGCUUCAGCAAAGGCGGGAAAGGGAGAACCAGGAGGAAACAACUCUCAUCUCAAUGCUCAAGUCCGACAUCGACCUGUCCCACAGCGAGAGGAGAGCUCUCCGGGACGCCCUGAGGAGGCUGCUGGGCCUGUUUGGGGAGACGCUCAAGGCCGCCGUUGCCCUGAAGAGCCGCAUCGGUGAGCGCGUGGGGCUCUGCCUGGAGGACGAGAGCCCGCCUGCAGCCCCAGCCCUGGACGAGGUGUGGCCCGGGCUCGACGCGGCCCUGCCGGAGCUGGACAGCGCAUCGCCCGAGUGCGCCGAGACGUCGUCAGUGGCUGAGAUUAGCAGUCACGUCUGUGAGAGCUUCUUCAUGAGCCCAGAAAGCACGCUGGAGUAUGAGCGGCCCGUCAGGAGGAUCUACCGGAGCCUGGGCCUGGCGGUGGACGGCCUCCUGGAGAUGGUCCUGGACUCCACCAGGCAGCUGGAGGAAGCACGUCAGAUUCAUUCUCGUCUUGAGAAGGAGUUCAGCUGCAAGAGCGAGGAGACGGCGCAGGUGGUGCGGAAGCACCAGGAGCUGCUGGAGCACCUGGACGCGGAGAGCGCGGCCAAGGCCCGGCUCGAGCUGGCGCUGCACACGGCGGAGGGCAUCGUCGAGGGCUUCACAGAGGAGAGGGCCAGCCUGCAGGAGGCACUGGGCCGGAAGGAGGCGAGUGAGCAGGGCCUGGUGGCUGAGCUGGAGGGCCUGAGGCAGCAGCUGCAGUGUGCGGCCCGACGGCAGGCGGAGCUGCAGGAGGAGAACUCCGUGCUGUGGAGCCAGAAGGAAGCCUUGGCUGUGGAAGCCGGAGAGAGGGAGACCGCUCUUCAGAAGGAAGUGGAGUCGCUCACCAAGGAGCAGUCGGAGACCAAGGAGCAGUCGGAGAAGGACCGCUCAGCGCUGCUGUCCCAGAUGAGGCUCCUAGAGGCAGAGCUGGAGGAGCAGCUCUCGCGGCAGCAGGCGUGUGCCCGGCAGGCCGAGGAGCUCUCCGCCCUGAGGCAGCAGAUGGGCUCCCUGGACCAGCAGCUGCGCCGCCAGCGCCAGUUCAUGGACGUGCAGGCGGUGGAGCGGGAACGCGAGCGCGAGGACUUCCAGCAGGAGAUCCAGAGGCUAGAGGAGCAGCUCCGCCAGGCAGCCCGGCUGCGACCGCCGGGUCCCUGCGACAGCGACCUGGAUGGUGAGAUCGAAUUGUUAGAAGAAAAAUUGAGAGAAAAAUCAGAUGGACUUAAUGAACUGAUUAUAAAGAAAGAGUUGGCAGAUAGACAAGUAUUAAUCCAGGAAGAGGAGAUAAAACGUCUGCAGGAGACGAACGCCAGCACCACGAGAAAACUGAUGCAGCUCCAGGGAGAACUGGAGAGACAGCGGAAAGCUGCGAGGGACCUGGAGCAGGACAAAGAGGCAUUACAGGAACAGCAGAUGAGUAACUUGCUCCUGGUGUCCACACUGCAGUCUAAACUGGAUGAGGGCAAAUGCCUGGGGUCACCUGCGGGCAACCGUCCUGACGAUGCAGAAGUCCAGCUGGAGGCGGUGCACAGGACGCUGCUGCAGCAUGAGGACGAGGUUUUGUAUAACAGAAGUUCUGAAAUUGAAGAGCUGAAAUCCAUUAUUGAGAAUUUGCGAGAGAACCAAGAGAGGUUACAGAAGGAUAAAGCACAGGAGAUUGAACAGCUCCAUGAGGUCAUCGAGAAACUGCAGAGGGAGCUCCCACUCGGGGGACCCGCAGCGCCCCAGGCCAGUGAUGGCAGAGCCGCCAGCCUGCAGAGCGAGCUGCUGGGCCUCCCGGCUGAAGGAGCCAAGGCCUGCGCGGAGCUGGAGGGCAAGCUGCGUGCCGCCCUCGAGGCCAAGGAGGCCCUGAGCCGGCUGCUGGCCGAGCAGGAGCGCGGGCACGGCCAGGCCCUCGAGGACCUCCAGCAGCGCCUGCAGGCCGCAGAGGAGGUGGCCGUGCGGCAGCUGGCCGCGUCGGGGCCCGGCGCCGCCCUCAGGGAGGCCGAGGUCCAGGCCCUGGCCUCCCAGAUCCGCGAGUUCGAAGCUGCCCUGCGAGCCAAGGAAGCAAAGAUCGCAGAGAGAGAGUUAGAAAUCAAUGCUCUGCACCAGCAGAAGUCAGCCCACUCUGCCGAGCUGGAGGCCAUCCUGGCAGCCGUGGCCCGCUUCCGCUGCGCCCUAGAGCAGCAGCUCCUGGCGGCCUCUGGGGAGCCCCCCGAGCUGCAGCGGCUCCGGGCGCAGUGCGUCCGCCUCAGCUGCCAGCUGCAGGCGCUCAACCAGCGCUUCCUGAGGUGCCAGAGGGAGCCGGACGAGCGGCAGGCGAACGGGGCCCAAGUGGCAGGCAGUUCCGGGGGGUGGGCAUCCUGGGGAGAAGAGGCCUCCUGCCACGAAGAGGUGGAACAGGAUGUGUGUGGCAGGUGGCUGGCUGAGGCCCCCCACGGCCAUGGCGGUAACCCACAGAGCCCUAUUAAGGAGGAUCCGCAGCUGGCCAAAGCCCUGCCGACGUUGACCCGCGCAGGUCUCAGCCAGCAGGACAGCGUAAUGUCGGUGCUCGCGGUCUGCCAGCGGCAACUGGAGUCUGAGCUGCUGUUAGUGAAAAAGGAAAUGUGCCUGCCUGCAGAGAGCGGAGUGUCGGGAACAGCGAAGGGUAAGGAAAAACUACUGGAAGAUUGUCAGCUGCGGAAAGUUGAUCUCAUAGAUCAGGUGAAACAACUUCAAGAAAAACUGAACCAUCUGGUACAUUGCAUGAGCUUCCAAAACGUCAGGACAGAGGACUUGAAAUAUCAACAGGCAUUGGAAUCUCCACAUGUUUUAGAAAAUAAUGCGAGUGAUAGUUCCAGUAACAGUGAAGAAACUGACAGAUCAUCUCCUGUUGAUGCAUUUAAUGUCACAUGGGAUCUAGUUGACAUUAUUGGAAAUCAAGAUUCGUUGAUACAAAACGAGGUGCCAGAUACUUCCACAGGAGAGCAGGUUGCUUUGCAAGACAGGUCACUCUGCUCACAGGGGAGCUUGUACGGGUGUUCCCGUGACCUCUCCCACACCCAGGGGACCAAGCCCUUGAAGAAAGUGCUCAGGACGAUGGACCUGUCUUCCUGGAGCUCCCCUGAGGUCGUCAGGAAGGACUCAAUCUCUGAGCGCCCCCCUAGCCUGCCCCUCACACCCUGCUUGGAUGCCCUGAGCCAGUGCAGUCUGGACACCUCCCUGUGGGAUGGGACGAGCACCCAGCUGCUCCAGGCUGACCAGUUAGGGCUGCUUUGUUACUCGGGCGAGUCAGCAGCAGGAACAGCCCCUAAGUGGGCGGGGUCUCCGUUAGCUGCAGACGGGGCCCCCUCCAUCGACCACCAUGCUCAGCGGGUGCCUGUGGAGAAAGAUGUUGAAGAUUUUAUCAUAACGUCUCUUGAUUCUCAAGAAAAGUCAAGAUCACCUCCUCUUGGGUUAGAAGGAAAAAGCGAUGGAAAAAGUGAUGGCGCGGGGUUUGGAAAGGCACUAAGCCGAGACUCGGGAAGACCGGGAGCACCCACUGCUGGUCCCGCAGCGCCUCUCACCCCCCGGGGGUUCCGACGGCCGCUGGGCGCCAGGAAGCAGAAGGAAGUCCAUCCGAAGCAAGUGAAGGCUUUGCUGCAGAUGGUGUGUGACGAGAGCCACCACAUCCUGGCCCUGUCCGAAUACCGUGGACCCCCGAGCAUGCUGAGCAGGGGCGAGCCCAGCGCCCCCCUCGGGUGCCUCACGAUGGGGGGCCAGGGCCUGCUGGAGGCAGCACCAGCUCCCAGGGAGCAUCCCACCCCAGGACCCCCAAAGGGGGAGAAGGAACCUUCCAAUGUGGGCCUCGACUGGAGAAGGGAAUUUCUGCGGAUCGUGCAAGAGGCCUUUGAAAAGGAGCGGGAGAUACUGAGAGUCGAGCUGUGGCCCCGGCCCUGUGGCUCAGGCCCUGGGGGCUGCGGCUCCCUGUUGGAGAGGCUGGAGAAGGUGGUCCAGGAGCAGGGGGACCUGCAGGAGAGGUCCUUGGAGCACCUUCGCCUGUCGGACAGGAGCAGCCUGAUGUCCGAGAUCCAGGCUUUGCGCGCCCAGCUGCGGAUGACGCACCUGCAGAACCAGGAGAAGCUGCAGCAGCUGUGCGUGGCACUGACCAGUGCAGAGGCCCGCGGGAGCCGCCAGGAGCACCAGCUGCGGAGGCAGGUUGAGUUAUUGGCGUAUAAGGUUGAGCAGGAAAAAUGUAUAGUAAGCGACCUGCAGAAAACCCUGAAUGAAGAGCAAGAGAAAGCAAAUAACGUCCGGAAGCUGCUGGUGGUGGAACAGAACACAGUCAGAGAUCUGAAAUCUGAGCUCUGCGAGUGUAGACAGGACAAGGAGCGGCUGCUGAAGUCCCUCGACGAGGUGCAGAAGGAGGUCCUUCAGCUGAGGUCAGUGCUGGACAGUAAGGAGGAUGACCUGCAGGCUGCGCUGCAGCAGCUGGAGGCCGAGCGCACCAAGGAGCGGGCCCUGCAGAGCCGGCUGGAGGAGGAGCGGCUGCAGUGCCUGCAGAAGGAGGGCCAGAGCGCCAGGACCCUGGAGGAGUUAAGGGCGACUUUGGAGAAGCAGUGCGCUCAGAGUAACCAGCUGUGCGUGGCGCUAAAACACGAGCAGACGGCCAAGGACAACCUCCGGAAGGAGCUGCAGAUCGAGGCCUCGCGCUGCGAGGCGCUGCUGGCGCAGGAGCGUGGCCGCCUCUCGGAGCUGCAGCGGAGCCUGGAGGCCGAGCAGGGCCGCUCCCGCGAGCUGUCCGAGGCCCUGCAGCACGAGCGCCUGCUCACGGAGCGGCUGAGCCGGCGGCCACAGGACAAGCAGGCGCAGCCGGCUCUGCUGCAGAAGCUCAGGGGCUGCGAGGCCCGCGUGCUGGAGCUGGAGGUGGCGCUGGAGGCCGCGCGGCAGCGAGCCCUGGAGGCUGAGGCCCACGUGCACCGCCAGGACGUGGAGAGGGAGCAGGAGCGAGAGUUAGAGCUGCAGCGCCAGCGGGAUGAGCACAAGAUCCUGCAGCUCCAGCAGACGGUGAGGGAGCUGCAGGCGAGGGAGGCCGCGCGCCCCCGUCCGGAGCCAGAGUCGGAGCCCGCGCGCCCCCAGGAGCAGCAGCGGGGCCUAGAGAAGGUGCGGCAGCAGCUGCUCUGUGCUGCGGGGCUUCUGACCAGCUUCAUCAACCAGACAGUGGACAGGACCAUCAGUGAUUGGACGUCGUCAAACGAGAAGGCAGUGGCGUCCUUGCUUCACACGCUGGAGACGCUCAAGUCUGAAUUGGGCGCGUCCAGCUCCUGCCGGAAGAAGACGACGGUGGAGCUGCAGGUCCAGCUGGUGGACGUCCUGCUGAAGGACAAUGAGUCCCUGAGCAGAGCGCUCAGCAUGGUGACGCGGGAGAGGGCGGAGCUGUGCAGGGCCGUGUCCCGGCUGGAGAGGAGCCCCCGGGCCGCGGGGACCCCGCAGGAGGGCUGCGCGCGCAGGAGGUCGGACAGGUCUGUGUGGAAGCAGGACAGGAUGGGCUCGCUGGGCUCAGCACGACACCCAGACCCAGCACUGCCCACACCAGAAGCUGGCGCCUGCAAUGCCAAGAUGGAAAAAUUGUACCUGCGUUAUCUGAGAGCAGAGAGCUUUAGAAAAGCCCUGAUUUAUCAAAAGAAGUAUCUUUUGCUGUUGAUUGGUGGAUUCCAGGACUCUGAACAAGAAACGCUCUCCAUGAUCGCCCACUUGGGAGUAUUUCCUUCCAAGGCAGAUAGGAAAGCGGUGGCGGCACGCCCUUUCACAAAAUUCCGCACUGCCGUCAGGGUGGUGAUCGCUGUCCUAAGGUUACGCUUUUUGGUUAAGAAAUGGCAACAAGUAGAUGGCAGAGGAGCCCUAGCGCCGGGCCGAGCACCCCGCCCAGGAUUCCUGGUGCCACGGCCGCAGCAGUCUCCACCCGACACCCGCGCAUCCCCACCAACCCGGGACGUGUCUUCCAGCCACGCCAGGGGCCCUGUGCCAAAAGCAUCCCCACGCAGGAGGGAAAGAUCAAAUCCGUCCCCAAAUCCCAGAUCAGAAAGAUCCCUGACUGCUUCUCAAGAUCCAGAACAUUCCUUGACGGAAUACAUUCACCAUUUAGAAAUGAUCCAGCAAAGACUGGGAGACGUACCACCAGAUUCUACUUCAGAGAAGUCCUGCUGCCAGAAGAGUAAACAGUGAAUAAAGUCCUGUGACGAUUGUAUUUGAGGAAGAGGUUUGAUUUUCUGUGGGAGCUUGUGAUGUGCGUGUGCUGAGUGGUGCUGAGCGCCAGCCCCGGUGUCGUCAGUUAGGUGCUCUCACCCUUACGCUUUGCUGCAAAGCCAAGUGGAGUAUUUUCUGUGUGAUUUCAGCACAUCUUAGCUUCUUACCUUGAUGAGGUAGCUGUGUGCUCGUGAGUGACGGGCGUCUGCCCGGUUCUCUGUUGGUCGAGCCUCCCUGCCCACCCACGAAGGGUAAGCAGAGGAUGGCUUCCUGUUGUUUAUUUUCUUAAAGUGUACAGCCUGGUUUAAAACAAAAACACACACAAAAACAAAAAGAAUAAAAUCAAAGCCCUGGUGUGUUUGUGAAUA
Molecule: messenger RNA, 9973 nt
Organism: Aethalodelphis obliquidens (Pacific white-sided dolphin)
Lineage: Eukaryota; Metazoa; Chordata; Mammalia; Artiodactyla; Delphinidae
Gene: PCNT
Product: pericentrin
Exons: 46
Coding region: 450-9584 (3044 amino acids)
Biological process (GO): signal transduction
Molecular function (GO): molecular adaptor activity
Source: RefSeq, a predicted model, not a curated record